This is a messenger RNA of Cherax quadricarinatus, 1185 nucleotides long. Its product is annotated as protein HGH1 homolog. NCBI's taxonomy places the organism in Eukaryota, Metazoa, Arthropoda, Malacostraca, Decapoda, Parastacidae. The record is from RefSeq and is a predicted model, not a curated record.
AAAAGACCAAUUUUGCCAGGUUGAGGUUUUUGGGUUGAAUACGAUGCUAAUGGACACUGUCAACGAGCUGGUUCAGCUGCUGGCAGCAGAUGGUCGGAUAGAUGUUAAGAGUGCUGCCUGCAUGACUGCUGCUCAGCUAACAGGAACCCCUGAGGGUCUAAGUCUUCUGACCUCCAGAGCAGAUAUUCUUACAGCUAUUUUGCACUUGAUUAGAGACUCGGAAAUUUACACAAGUAAAGAUGCCAUGCGUGCACUAAUCAACAUUUCUGCAGAGGAGUCUGGGGCUGAAGGUCUUCUGGCCCUGAAAGAUGUUGAUAUCACUGCAGAAAUGGUCAAGUGUAUUGAGGACACGGAAUAUCCCCAUGCAGACUUUGCAUGUGGUAUACUGGCUAAUUUGUCCAAGCCCAAGCAUUUGUGCCAACGGGUGUUUGACCGCAUCACUGAUGGGCCCACUAAGCUCGAAGGUCUGGUCUACAUACUCUCUCAGAUUGACUACAACAAAAAGGGUGCUAAACUUCAUCUUUUGGCAUCAUUCAUCUCUAAUUUCUCACAACUGGCUGCUGGGAGAAGACAGAUGAUGGACAAGGAUGGGUUUGUGUUGCAGCGACUUCUAUCAUUUAUGGAUUACAAGGAGUCAAAAGGGAGGCGAAUGUCUAUCAUAGCAACAGUUCACAAUUGCUGUUUUGAGAAGAAAUACCACCCAUGGUUAAUGGGUGAGGAUGUUGACUUGGUACCUCGCCUCUUGUUACCGCUCGCUGGACCAGACACUUUUAAUGAAGAAGAGAAUGACUCCUUGCCACUUGACCUCCAGUACCUCCCUGAUGACAAAGAAAGAGAACCAGACCCAGAGAUACGCAAGUUACUGCUCGAGGCUUUGAUGCAGCUGUGCAUCACCCGUGCGGGUAGAGAAGUGAUGCGCAAACAGAAUAUUUACCUCAUACUCCGAGAACAUCACAAGUGGGAGGAGGAUCGCCACUGCAUCAUGUUGAAUGAAGAUCUGGUCAAUCUUCUCAUUAGGACUGAAGAUGAAAUUGGUGUGGAGGAUUUGUCAUCAGUAGAAGUACCACCAGAUAUGGCAAGAAAGUUUGUUGAACACGAUAUGGAGUUUCUGAUGACAGGUUCAUCAGACUUAAAUUCCCUGACUGAAGCAAUGGUAGAAGAACUCAAAUAAAUUUGAAUCACAUA